Cherax quadricarinatus is the source of this 805-nucleotide messenger RNA. The record is from RefSeq and is a predicted model, not a curated record. NCBI's taxonomy places the organism in Eukaryota, Metazoa, Arthropoda, Malacostraca, Decapoda, Parastacidae.
AUGACUGGUAACAACCUGACUGGUAACAACCUGACUGGUAACAACCUGACUGGUAACAACCUGACUGGUAACAACCUGACUGGUAACAACCUGACUGGUAACACCUGUACUGUUGCUCUUGUAUGGCAGUACAUUUGUGCAUAUGUGUUUAUAUUCAUAAGUGAAAGUAUGAAAGUAUGUGGCACCCUGGAACCUAAGUGGUGCCUUCAGAGCGGUGGCACCAGGCUGAUAAAUCUUAAGGAUAAAUCUACGGUGGAAGGCAGAACUGCAAGAAUAAACCAGUUGCGGGAGCUAUGCAACAGCAGCAGUACAAAUAUGAAGAAUGAUCAGUGGACAAUCAACCCUGGAAUAACACCAUUAUCUGAAAGUUCACGUAAUGUAGUCAAUAUCCUGACGGAGAGGCGCAAGUUGCUUCAGACGCAGUGCGAAGAGAAACUGACUCCCGAGGAGAAAGCACAACCCGCUAACAGCAAUGAAUUUCUCAUAAGUGAUAAAUAUAAGCUGGUGUGGUGUAACGUUUUCAAAGCUGCCUCCACUACCUGGAUGUUCAAUUUCUUUAUAAUGGCCGGCAAGACCGAAAAGGAGUUUCGGCUGUCCCUCAAGACCUCAGCCGUUGAAGAGACGAGAAAGUUGUACCCACGUCCCUCCAUAGAGGAGCUGAAUGACUCCCUCACUUGCCUGAACUACUCUUCAUUCAUAAUCGUCAGGGAGCCCUUUGAACGACUCCUGUCUUCGUACCGGGACAAAAUAGAGUCCACUGCUCAGUAUUACUUCAGGUAAGACUCGAUGCCAUUUUGUUUUUUCU